This is a messenger RNA of Hippoglossus stenolepis (Pacific halibut), 1081 nucleotides long. Its product is annotated as serum response factor homolog A-like. Bases 98 to 847 code for a protein of 249 amino acids. Lineage: Eukaryota; Metazoa; Chordata; Actinopteri; Pleuronectiformes; Pleuronectidae. The transcript is spliced from 3 exons. The record is from RefSeq and is a predicted model, not a curated record.
GGUUCUCACUGACCAGCAGCUCUGUCUCCAGGAGAGGAACUCCAGUCUGGACCAAGAGGAACAAGAACCUCCACAGAUUAAAGAGGAACAGGAGGAAAUGUGCACCAGUCAGGAGGGAGAGCAGCUCGUACUGAAGCAGGAGACUGAAACCUGCAUGUUGACUCCUCAUUGUGAGGAAAGUGACCACAGAGAACCAGACGGUGAGCACCAGCUCCUCUCUCACAACUCUCCUGUAGCUGAGAGCCAAGAUCAGAACAGAAGAAAACAUUUGGAUUCAGGAUCAACAGGAAAUGAAGAACCAAACCCACAGAAGAGUUUUCAUGAAAACAGGAGUCACGGUAACAAUGUGGACAACUCUCCCAUAUCAGAGAUUAACUCUAAUACUCAAACAGAGCUCCCACAGCAGCAUGUCUGUAAGGAGGAGGAGGUUCUCACUGACCAGCAGCUCUGUCACCAGGAGGAACAAGAACCUCCACAGAUUAAAGAGGAACAGGAGGAAAUGUGCACCAGUCAGGAGGGAGAGCAGCUCGUACUGAAGCAGGAGACUGAAACCUUCAUGUUGACUCCUCAUUGUGAGGAAAGUGACCACAGAGAACCAGACGGUGAGCACCAGCUCCUCUCUCACAACUCUCCUGUAGCUGAGAGCCAAGAUCAGAACAGAAGAAAACAUUUGGAUUCAGGAUCAACAGGAAAUGAACCAAACCCACAGAAGAGUUUUCAUGAAAACAGGAGUCACAGUAACAAUGUGGACAACUCUCCCAAAUCAGAGAUUAACUCUAAUACUCAAACAGUGUCUAUAUACUCAGGAGAGGGGGGGACAUUUGACCCAUUCUCUGCUGAUGUCUGAGCGCUGGACACGUCCUGUCUGGCUGAUAUCAAAGGAUGACGUGGAGCCCCUCGAUCUGUGCAUAAAAGCCAGUUCAUCAUAGGAGCCAUUUUGUCAGAUUCUUGAGCCGACAGUGGCUUUGAGAAUUCUGUCCCUAUUUGGCCAAAUAGUUACAUUGUAACUCUGUUUGUGUUCAAAUAUAUUCUCUGUAAAUUGUUUCUGGACCAUUAAUUAAAUACUUUGAUAUCAUUGAAA